CCCUCUUUUCUUAAGCUUGUCUGUUGUUUCCGUUUCCUUCUGGAGAUCAAUUCAUGAAAGUGAAUAAAAAAGUGAUUUUAAAUUAUUAUUGUUAAUUAGUUUUGAUUUAAAUUGUUUAAUUUAAUUUAGUUUAAAUCAAAAUGAAAGUUAGUGGAAAGCUCCGCCAAUACAUCAUCGUGGGUCGAAAGAUUCCAUCUAAGCAAGACCCAAGCCCUCAACUCUUUCGUAUGUCAAUCUUUGCUCCGGACCAUGUUGUUGCUAAGUCUCGUUUCUGGUAUUUCCUUAAACGUCUAAAGAAGAUCAAGAAGGCUAAUGGUGAAAUCGUCAACAUCAAGCAAGUUCAGGAAAAGAAAUCUAAUGACCGAGUUCGCAAUUAUGGUAUUUGGCUUAGAUAUAAUUCACGGACAGGAACACACAACAUGUACCGAGAAUAUCGGGAUGUUUCAGUCGCAGACGCUGUAACCCAAUGCUAUCGUGACAUGGGUGCUCGACAUCGAGCUCGAGCUGAUACUAUUCAAAUUAUCAAGAUUAUUUCUAUCGCUAACUCCAAGUGUCGUCGACCUAAUGUGAAGCAAUUCCACAAGGCUAAAUUACGAUUCCCACUUCCAGCCAAGAUUGACAGGAGGUUCCACUCUCCUCGAUUCUCUACUAGAGUACCUGAUGCCCGACUUCUUUAGGUUAUAAUCAAAGUGGGUUGUGUAUUUGUUUUGAAACUUUAAUAAAUACAUUCAAUGGAUGUUAAAAGUCUUGUUUAAA
This is a messenger RNA of Panonychus citri (citrus red mite), 756 nucleotides long. RefSeq names its product 60S ribosomal protein L18a-like (gene RpL18A). NCBI's taxonomy places the organism in Eukaryota, Metazoa, Arthropoda, Arachnida, Trombidiformes, Tetranychidae. The transcript has 3 exons. Bases 141 to 677 code for a protein of 178 amino acids. Gene Ontology annotation, cellular component: cytosolic large ribosomal subunit; ribosome. Gene Ontology annotation, biological process: translation. Gene Ontology annotation, molecular function: structural constituent of ribosome. The record is from RefSeq and is a predicted model, not a curated record.